GUUGUCAGGAAGAACUCUUGUUUUUACCACUUCAAAAUCGAAUCAGAUUACGUGUUUCUUCCUCCUUCGCCAACAGUCGUCUUCGUCCCUUCUUUUACUUUUAUUCCACCAUUCAUGAAUCAUUAGGUUGUCAAAAGCUUCGAUCUUUAGUAGCGCUAUCCGUCAAAUUCGCAGCUGAUUUCAGCCACGAAACCCUCUAUUUCUUUCUGGGUUUCCUUCGUACAAUCUUCUGUGUAGUUGCAGCUGAUCGGAUUUCGGGAUGUGUUUGUUCCAUCGAGUUUUGAAUUCGAAAUCGCCCAAUUGGGUCUGAUCGCCUUUUCGACGUUUUCUGUGGAAAAAAGCUGAAGAAGCUUCGUUGGCAAGUAGAAUCUUUCCCUUUAAUCUCUUUCUAUGCUCCUUCUUAAUGGGUUAUAUGCUUUGCCCCCCACUGUGUUUGCUUUAAAGCAUGUGACUUUGAGUAGCUUUGCUUGAGAAAAGAUCUGCUUUUCCUGCUGCAAGAAUGCAUUCGUCUUGUGAUGGGAACGAAAAAGCCGAGAUUCAGGAACCCGUUGAUGGAAAAGCUAGGGUUUCAUAUCCUCUCGAUGUUUCGACAUCUCGAAGGACUCUGAUUAGUGAUGGAAACCCUAGGAGAUGGUCUGCUGGUUCGUUGCCUGAUGUUUCUAGUAGGAUUAAGCUUCUGAAAUUCGGUUCACCGUCUGCUAAGUUCAAGAGAAUUGCAGAGCAGAGGGAUGAGGUUUCACGUUCAGUGACCUGCUCAAGUAGCCACAACUUCAGGGAAAGAAUCAGUGGCGUGUUUUCCCGAAAAAUCGAGUGGGUUUCCUUGAUGAAGAUGUGCAAGCAAUGGCUUAGGAACCCAAUUAACAUUGCCCUUUUCAUAUGGAUCUUGGUGGUUGCUGUGUCUGGUGCCAUUCUGUUCAUGGUCAUGACCGGUAUGUUGAAUCGGGCUUUGCCCAAGAAAUCUCAGAGAGAUACUUGGUUCGAAGUUAACAACCAAAUCCUCAACGCAUUGUUCACUCUGAUGUGUUUGUACCAGCACCCGAAGAGAUUCUACCACCUCGUACUUCUGUGUAGGUGGAAACCCGAUGAUGUUUCAAGACUUAGGAAGAUAUACUGCAAGAACGGAACUUACAAACCGAACGAAUGGGCGCAUAUGAUGGUUGUUGUCAUUUUACUUCAUGUGAACUGUUUUGCUCAGUACGCGCUCUGUGGUCUUAACUUGGGUUAUAGAAGAUCCCAGAGGCCUGCCAUAGGAGUAGCCGUUUGUAUCUCCACUGCCAUAGCCGCUCCUGCAGUUGCAGGUUUGUACACUAUCCUUAGUCCGCUCGGGAAGGAAUAUGAUUCGCAUGUAGAUGAGGAAAACCAAGUCCAGAGCACAGAAGUCUCGGUUAACCUCAGGUUAAAAUCUCUCGAGAGGAGAUAUUCGUUUGCUUCUACCGAUGAUGAGAGAGCUCCUGUGAGUAAUCCUCGGUGGAAUGGUGGAAUUCUUGACAUAUGGGAAGAUAUUUCCUUGGCUUAUCUCUCUCUUUUCUGCACCUGUUGUGUCUUUGGUUGGAACAUGGAGAGGCUCGGGUUUGGCAACAUGUACGUUCACAUCGCGACGUUUAUCCUCUUCUGUAGCGCCCCUUUCUUUAUAUUCAUAUUGGCUGCAGUUAAUAUCGACAACGAGAUGGUGAGGGAGGCACUAGGGUUUACUGGAAUACUUCUGUGUUUGUUCGGUUUGCUCUAUGGUGGAUUUUGGAGAACCCAGAUGAGGAAAAGGUUCAAGUUACCGAGUUACAACUUCUGUUUCGGUAAAUCCACAUUGUCUGAUUGUACACUCUGGUUCUGCUGUUGCUGGUGCUCUCUUGCCCAGGAAGUUCGAACGGCUAAUUCCUACGAGGUAGUGGAAGAUAAAUUUUGCCAAAGACGUGGACAGAACGGUAAUUUGCCUCCAGUAUCCCCUUUGCCUCGUGAAGACGGAGUGUUUGAUCCUAGGAACAUUACCACGGCUAGCAUCUCUAUUCCCCCGAGGAACAUUACCACGGCUAGCUCUCCCAGCCCGAGCAGGUUUUGGAGAGAAUCUCAAAGCCCGAAUGCUCAGAUCUCGACGAUAAAGGGAGAUUCUCUUGAGAAAGGUGGAAAGGACGGGGCUCUGACUCCGCCUUCUCCCCUGUGCAUACACAGAGAAAGCUAGUAAGACCCGGAAAAUCAUAUGAACACUCUUUUUCAUCUGGCGGGUAUGGAUUCGUUGAAAUGGAAACCUUGGAUCUUGAUACAAUCUUGUUUCUGAGUUUUUCUUUUUGGAUUUCAAACGCCUUAUUUCACUCAACAUGGCUUCUUUUCUGGUUUUUGUGAAUUCAGUUUCUCGUGUGAGUUGAGUUACCAUUUAUGUCUCCCUUCUUUAAUAUGUACAUUCUCGGAUACCAGUGUUCAAACUUGUCUGAACAUCAUCAUCAUCAUCAUCAUCAUCUACAUUGUUGGAAAGAGGGAAGAAAAUGGGUGAUGAUGUUAUGGUACAAAAUGGGUCAGUGUCGUUGGGCUGAAGCAGACAUGUAGAAGAAGAAGAAGAAGAAGAAGCAGAGAUCGUUUGGUUCUUGAGUAAUCUUCUUCUGCUAAACAUGUCUGCUGUCUUCUUGUUCUUGUUCCCAUGCCCCUCUCUCUCUCUCUCUCUCUCUCUCUCUCUCUCUGGGUUUGGUCAUUGCAGCUUCUUAAGCAUCUCAGGUUCUUCUU
Molecule: messenger RNA, 2709 nt
Organism: Tarenaya hassleriana
Lineage: Eukaryota; Viridiplantae; Streptophyta; Magnoliopsida; Brassicales; Cleomaceae
Exons: 1
Coding region: 500-2173 (557 amino acids)
Biological process (GO): sesquiterpene biosynthetic process
Molecular function (GO): cyclase activity
Source: RefSeq, a predicted model, not a curated record